Messenger RNA from Acyrthosiphon pisum (pea aphid), 699 nucleotides. It is a transcript of the gene RpL34a, whose product is annotated as Ribosomal protein L34a. The coding region runs from base 98 to 460 and encodes 120 amino acids. The transcript has 4 exons. Lineage: Eukaryota; Metazoa; Arthropoda; Insecta; Hemiptera; Aphididae. Gene Ontology annotation, biological process: translation. Gene Ontology annotation, molecular function: structural constituent of ribosome. The record is from RefSeq and is marked validated. Gene Ontology annotation, cellular component: ribosome.
UGCUUAAUGUUUUGUUGACUGCCGAUCACACACUGGCGAUCGUGUGUGGAUUCGUUCAUUACUUUUUCUCCGUCACUGACACAAAAAAGGACCAAUCAUGGGUCAAAGUGUAGUAUUUAGGAGGCGACUGUCCUACAACACCAAAAGUAACAGGAGGCAUAUGGUACGCACUCCCGGUGGACGGUUAGUAUAUCAAUACUUAAAGAAGCCAAAGCGUGUACCCAAGUGCGGUAACUGUAAAAUCAAGUUACAUGGUGUCAAGCCAGCUAGGGCCAUUGAGAAGAGUCGUAUGUGCAAGCGCAAGAAGACAGUAAAACGAGCAUACGGAGGAGUUUUAUGUCAUAGCUGUGUCCGUGAAAAGAUCCUCAGAGCGUUUUUGGUCGAAGAACAGAAAAUUGUUGUUAAAGUUUUACGAUCCCAGAAGAGUUCAACUAAAACCAAGUCUAAAACCUCUAAAUGAGUAGUUUAACUUAAUCAAUUUUCAAAAUAAAUGUUAAUUUUAUAACAGACUAUAUUUUCAUCUAUCUAACCAUUUUUUCCCUAUACACUAUUUUACUAUUAUAUGCCUUUGAGCAUAAACUAUGUGGACAUUCAAAAAACAAAAAUGUUUAAGUUCUGUGGGUAUAGUUGACGAACAGUAUAUUUAACUAAAAAGUUUAUAAUUAAUUUGGAAUAAAAUAUUACAUUCAUUCAGUAAAA